AUGAUCGAGGAUAAAGUUAUCGUCUGUCAAAGUUAUUUUACUAUCUUUUAUGUGACGACGAAUUUUUUUUUACAGAUCGAUCUUUUAUAAUUUCGGGCAAAGUAAUAGAUGAGGUAAUCAACUCUCCGAUUUAUGCUCGAUUCGAUGUAACUCGUCAUUACGUAUAGUAGAUUUCAUAACAUUUUUGCUUCUCGAUUUAUCUACAAGCAAACAAACAAAAGAAGUGCCAUUUUUCCAGAAACUGUGUAACUUUUGACAUUUAAUUGGUCUCUUAAAAUUAGACCAUUCGUAAAAUGUACAUUUGUUUGAAAGAACACAGGAAUAAACUACUAUAAUUGUAAUAAUAACAGGAUGUGCUAGAUUUCGUGACAUUUUUGCUGCUCGACCUAUCUAUAAGCAAACAAACAAAAAAAGUGCUAUUUUUCCAGAAACUGUGCGUCCUCAAUUAACGCUUAAAAUAAUCGUUCUUCUUUAAAUAUCUCAAUUUCGCAGAUAUAUAUAUUUAAUGAUAUAUAUAUUUAAUGAAGAACGAUUAUUUUAAGCGUUAGUUGAAGACGCAAUUUCUGGAGAAAUAGCUCUAUAUAUAUAAACUUUUGUGACUAUCAGUUGAUCUGUGGUCGUUCGUUUCUCAGCCAAUUUAAAUUUGCCAAGUUGCAGCGGUAAUUGAAUGCGUCGCGCGAGUCGCGAUAUCACUCGCAGUUUCUAUUUCCUAUCGCGCGGGAAAGAUCCUGCCAGACUUUUCGAAUUUCAAUUAAGCAGUUAACCACGAUUAAACGGAACGACGUACGCCGUACGCGGAGAUUAUCGGGCGGAAAGUGUUAAGCGGUUUCUUCUUUCAUUCAUUGCUUUUUCUUUUUUCUUUUUUUUUUUUUUUUUUUAAUGGCAAGCAAUAACAAUGUUUUAAUUAAACUCGUUCGCAGGCGAAAGAGCAGGAGGCACGCGCAGGCCGGACGACACCCAGGCUUUAAGGCCUUUUCGAUCGACCGGGGAUUUAAGGGCGCAAUUAAUGACAUUCGAUUUGAUUUCCAUCGUUCUCGCCUGUUUUCCCGUGUUCCAGGAACGCCUGUCACGAUUCUUGGACGCAGCUACGACUGUCGCCGAUGUUCGGCUGCAUCUGUCCGAACAACCACAUGAAAAGACGCUGCGACAGAAUUUUCUCGAUGAGUUCCUGCCCUCUUCCACCUCCAUAGACCUGUCGGGCACGGACUCGGCCCUGUAUCCGUUCGACCCGCAGCAGGAGAGCUACCAGGAGAUCUGGUUACCACCGACCAGUAUGUACCCCUAUUUUCUGUUCCCCGGGGCCGCGCGCACCUCGUACUACGACCACGAGAGCACGUACGACGUCCAGGAGCCGGGACAGAGGCGUCAGCACGGCCACCGUCAUCAGCACGGCCGCCAUCAGGAAGCACCGGAGUUGCCUGGCAGGCCCGGUGUCCUCGUGGUCGAAACGUACGAUCCUCGUGCCGAUCACGAGAACCGGCAGGAGGCUCGUGCU
Messenger RNA from Heterotrigona itama, 1495 nucleotides. NCBI's taxonomy places the organism in Eukaryota, Metazoa, Arthropoda, Insecta, Hymenoptera, Apidae. The record is from the annotation of a GenBank genome assembly.